UCCCUCUCCUUACCUCUCACUCUUCCUCUCACACAUGCGCCAGAGCUCAGACUGCAGCAGAGCGCAAAGCCAGCAAGGAUUUUACCAUUUAUUUUUGGAAAGGUAGAGAGACAUUUACCUGCUGAGGAGAUCCUGCAUGGAGGGUUGAUUGAAAAGGAGAAUCUCACAAGCUGCUGAGUGUGUAGGUUGGCACCUGGUCUUCAGAAGCAGCUGCGAGGACUUUUGUAAGCCUCUCCAUCCUUCCCAAGUGACCUGCCAGCUUCUCAUCACCUCUUCUGGUUAGGAUGCUCCGCUGUGCGCCCCUGUGCUGAGGAGGCGUCGGCGGGCAGCAGCAUGGACGCUGUGCUGGCCGGCAUCCCCACCAUCCCCUCCACCACCACCAAUCUGCCACCACCACCACGCUGCCCAGCCGAGCCUGGGGCUCCCCCCAUCCCCGCUGAUGGGCGAAGACACUGACGCCACCCUGACGCUCAACCACCACGGCUUCCUCCCCGACCACAACUAUGUGACUGAAGGGCUGCUCCUGGCUAUAGCCUGAAGAGCUCCGCCCAUCCUGUCCACCCCUCUCCACCCUGGAGUCCUCCCCCAGGAUGUUGAGCCCCAUCCAGGUGCUGUGCUCCGACAUCACUACCCUUUCUCUGGAGCCUGAGCCGUUUGCCUCUUACACUGAAGCGGAUAUCAUCUCCACUGUAGAGUUCAACCACACAGGAGAGCUCCUGGCCACAGGGGACAAAGGAGGCCGUGUGGUCAUCUUUCAGAGGGAACCAGAGAGCAAGUCUGAGCCAUUUUCCCAGGGAGAGUACAAUGUGUACAGCACCUUCCAGAGCCAUGAGCCCGAAUUCGACUACCUUAAAAGCCUGGAGAUUGAGGAGAAGAUCAAUAAGAUCCGAUGGCUGCCUCAGCAGAACGCUGCUCACUUUCUCCUCUCCACCAAUGAUAAAACCAUAAAGUUGUGGAAGGUGAGUGAAAGAGAUAAACGACCAGAAGGAUACAACCUGAAGGAUGAAGAAGGUCGCAUCAAGGAUAUCUCUACAGUCACCUCUUUGCAGGUGCCGGUCUUGAAGCCAAUGGACCUGAUGGUGGAGGUGAGCCCCCGGCGGGUGUUUGCCAACGCCCACACGUACCACAUCAACUCCAUCUCGGUCAAUUCGGACUAUGAGACCUACAUGUCAGCGGACGACUUGAGGAUCAACCUCUGGCAUCUAGACAUCACUGAUCGCAGCUUCAACAUUGUGGACAUCAAACCAGCAAACAUGGAGGAUCUAACGGAGGUGAUCACAGCUGCAGAGUUUCACCCCCUCCACUGUAACCUGUUUGUUUACAGCAGCAGCAAAGGCACCCUACGCCUCUGUGACAUGAGAGAAGCAGCGCUGUGCGACAAGCACUCCAAAUUGUUUGAGGAGCCCGAGGAUCCUAGCGCUCGCUCCUUUUUCUCUGAGAUUAUCUCCUCUGUGUCUGAUGUGAAGUUCAGCCACAGCGGCCGCUACCUGCUCACCAGAGACUACCUGACUGCAAAGGUGUGGGACCUCAACAUGGAGAGCAAGCCCCUGGAGACAUACCAGGUACACGAUUACCUCCGCAGCAAGUUGUGCUCCCUUUACGAGAACGACUGCAUCUUCGACAAGUUUGAGUGUGCCUGGAACGGCUCGGACAGUGUGAUUAUGACCGGCGCCUACAACAACUUUUUCCGAAUGUUUGACCGCAACACCAAGCGAGAUGUGACCCUGGAGGCCUCGCGGGAGAGCAGCAAACCCAGAGCCGUCCUGAAGCCACGGAGGGUCUGCGCCGCCGGCGGGAAACGGCGGAAGGACGACAUCAGCGUGGACAGCCUGGACUUCACCAAGAAGAUCCUGCACACGGCCUGGCACCCCAACGAGAACAUCAUCGCCAUCGCUGCCACCAACAACCUGUACAUCUUCCAGGACAAACUCAACUCCGAGAUGCACUGAUGAAGGGUCGUCGGCGGCGGGUCCAAACGAGUUUACAAGCAAACAUGCAACUAUGCUAGAAUGUACAUUAUCAGACUCAAACGCUGGCCCACAGAACCCAGGAAGAUGCCUAACGCACACAGUCAGAAUGCAUACACACAUUCAUCUCCUCCUUAGCCUCCCACAAGUGAACGGAGUCCAGUCAGGGAUAAAAAAAGGAAAGUGGCUGCAUUACACAAUGGGUUAUUAUUGAAAACUGUCCAAACUGUGUUUAUUUUUAUUGUUAUCCUGUGGAUUGUGGUAAAUUGUGUGGUAAUCACCACAGCUUGGCUUCUGAGUGGGUGGGAUCAGAUCCCCUCUCAGGCUAGAAGGACUUUUACAUUUCUUUGUCUUUUUUUAACUCUUCAGGCUCUCUUGCUUUCUCCACCUCCUCUUCCUCACCUCUCUGUAUUCGUGUGCUCAAGGAAAGCCUAUUCUUAUCCCCUUUGCCCACUGUUUUGUGUAAAAAAAAAAAAAAAAAAAUUUGGGCCAUUUAUAUAACUGUCUGUUUUUCAUUCCAGAUAAAGCUCUCUGUUUUUGUAACUUCUUGUUAAAUGUCGACGACAAAAGGCAGAUCUGAUGAUGAAAAUGAAGCGACAUGUGAGAUAUGCAAAGAUGAACCCCGUGACUUUCCUCUCAUCCCAAACUGCACCAGACCCCUCUGCCCUCAAGAGGGGCGAAGCAUUCACAGUCCUGCAGACAGAAGCAGACGUUAACAGACACAAACCCACUACAGACCGUGUGUUUAAGCAAUGACUGUUUUCAUUUUUAGCCAAAACACAUCCAAACAUAUCAGUUUGUGUUUUUCGCUUCUGAUCCAGGGCUGUUGUGUGUGCUGCUGCUGCUUCAACACUCAAUACAUUAAACUCAGAUAAAGCAAAAAAGUAAAAAAUAAUAAUUAAAAAAAAUAAAAAAAACGGCGAAGAAAUAUUUGCAACAAUCGAGCAAAAAGAUGCUGCAUGUUCAACAGAUUUAUUUUAUAAAUCGUCUGUCUGACUGACUUGGCUGCCUUCGUUAAACAUUUAAACCUAGCUGUAGAAAAGCUUCAGGGGAGCCUGGGGUGGGGGGCCUCACAGCAGCAGGAGCCGCCGUAGUUGACCGUUGACCUCCUAUUUGUGUCCUCGGAUGCUGAAGCAUGUUUACUCGAGUUCGGUUUGUACUCGUCCAUUCUGAAUGAAGCUGUCCACAGAUCAGUGUAAACUGAGAACCGAGAAAAAUGGGGAAUGUUUCAGAUUAAAUGUUGUACCUUAAAAUAAUCAGAAUAACAACAAAAAAAAACUUUAGAGCGGCCUCAGUGGUGUCUGUAUAUAACAGCUCUGUUUCUGACAUGAGGUUUCGUUUCGUCUGUCGACCAACUGCAGACUUGCCUCCAAAGCUACAGCGGAGUGAUGGUACUUUAAUCUCUUCGGCCUUCCUCACUGAUUACUUUUUUUGGAUGUGCAGAAGUUUUUAUUUUUUAAAAGACGGGCGCUUCUUUGUUUGGAAUAUGUGUCGGUCGUACUCCAUGUCUUUAUCAAAUACAGUUGAUUCACAUAUUUUUGUCUAAAUAUAUGUUGACAUGAUUGUCAAAUGGACAGUUAUAAAUAAUGUUAAUAUCUCUCUUUGUUUCUUUCUCUUUUUUCAAUAAAGGAUUCAACAAAAUUGCACCCAA
Messenger RNA from Xiphophorus maculatus (southern platyfish), 3618 nucleotides. Its product is annotated as serine/threonine-protein phosphatase 2A 55 kDa regulatory subunit B gamma isoform. Bases 591 to 1949 code for a protein of 452 amino acids. Gene Ontology annotation, cellular component: cytosol; protein phosphatase type 2A complex. The transcript is spliced from 11 exons. Gene Ontology annotation, molecular function: protein phosphatase regulator activity; protein binding. The record is from RefSeq and is a predicted model, not a curated record. Lineage: Eukaryota; Metazoa; Chordata; Actinopteri; Cyprinodontiformes; Poeciliidae. Gene Ontology annotation, biological process: peptidyl-serine dephosphorylation.